This is a messenger RNA of Linnemannia hyalina, 924 nucleotides long. The record is from the annotation of a GenBank genome assembly. Lineage: Eukaryota; Fungi; Mortierellomycota; Mortierellomycetes; Mortierellales; Mortierellaceae.
AUGGGUGGUCAAAUAGGAGCGGGAGAGGCAGGAAAGACGACGAUUAUCAAGCAGAUGAAGUUGAUGCACGCGUCUGGGUUCUCAGACACAGAACGGCAGGUCUUCCGGACGUACGUCUUUUCAAAUAUGGUCGCAUCCAUGAAGUCCAUCCUCAUGGAGAUGCAAGAUCGCCACAUAGGAUUGACUAAUCUGAACAACGAGAAAUACCUGCCGGUGUUUGUACAGACACCGCGAUUGGGCCAUGGAACGGCUUUCCCUCCAAAAUACAGAGAGGCGAUUAAUUCACUAUGGACUGAUCCAUCUGUUCAGCAGGUCUUCCGCUUCUUCGAUGCGGUGGACCGGAUAUACGAGAUAAACUACAUACCAUCAGACGCCGAUAUCCUUCGUUGUCGAGUCAAGUCCACAGGGAUUACAGAAACAGCUUUCCAUAUGGGCAAGCUUACAUACAGGAUGUUCGAUGUGGGAGGCCAACGGUCAGAGCGCAAGAAAUGGAUCCACUGUUUCGAAGCGGUGACAGCCGUCCUAUUCCUGGUCGCCAUCAGUGGGUACGACCAAUGUCUAGUCGAGGACAAAGACUCUAAUCAAAUGGAGGAGGCGUUGAUGUUAUUUGACCAGGUAUGCAACUCGCACUGGUUCAUCGACACGUCGAUGAUCAUGUUCAUGAACAAAACCGACAUCUUUCGAGCAAAGAUCCAAUACUCGCCCAUCCGCGCCUACUUUCCCGACUACCCUGGCCCAGAAGGGGAUUACGAUGAGGCGAUAGGAUUCUUCCGGUCGCGGUUCAUGCGUCUGAACCGGAGUGAGCACAAGGAGGUCUAUAUCCACUACACCGAUGCCACCGACACCAACCUCCUCCGAAAUAUCAUGGAUUCCGUCAACAACAUCAUCCUCGCCCGCAACAAUGGCUCCGUCGUCCCCCUCUGA